Messenger RNA from Propithecus coquereli (Coquerel's sifaka), 3358 nucleotides. It is a transcript of the gene STXBP5, whose product is annotated as syntaxin binding protein 5 (tomosyn). NCBI's taxonomy places the organism in Eukaryota, Metazoa, Chordata, Mammalia, Primates, Indriidae. Gene Ontology annotation, biological process: regulation of protein secretion; regulation of exocytosis. The record is from RefSeq and is a predicted model, not a curated record. Gene Ontology annotation, cellular component: cytoplasm; plasma membrane; SNARE complex. The coding region runs from base 23 to 2758 and encodes 911 amino acids. The transcript has 23 exons. Gene Ontology annotation, molecular function: GTPase activator activity; syntaxin binding; myosin II binding.
GCGGGGGAGCCCCGCCGAGACCAUGAGGAAAUUCAACAUCAGGAAGGUGCUGGACGGCCUGACCGCCGGCUCGUCCUCGACCUCACAGCAGCAGCAGCAGCAGCAGCCGACUGGGAACCGUGAGCCGGAGAUCCAGGAAACGCUCCAGUCCGAGCACUUUCAGCUCUGCAAGACUGUUCGCCAUGGAUUUCCCUAUCAACCCUCAGCCCUGGCCUUUGAUCCUGUGCAGAAGAUCCUGGCAGUGGGAACUCAGACUGGUGCUUUAAGGCUGGUUACAUUUUGCCAUCUGCCUUUCCAGAGUAAGUGGCUCUAUGUGGGCACUGAACGAGGUAAUAUACAUAUUGUCAAUGUGGAGUCCUUCACACUCUCAGGCUACGUCAUUAUGUGGAAUAAAGCCAUUGAACUGUCAUCUAAAUCUCACCCAGGACCUGUUGUCCAUAUAAGUGAUAAUCCAAUGGAUGAGGGAAAGCUUUUGAUUGGCUUUGAAUCUGGAACAGUAGUCUUAUGGGACCUCAAAUCAAAGAAAGCUGACUACAGAUACACAUAUGAUGAGGCUAUCCACUCUGUUGCUUGGCAUCAUGAAGGAAAACAAUUUAUUUGCAGUCAUUCAGAUGGCACCUUGACUAUAUGGAAUGUGAGAUCCCCUACUAAGCCUGUGCAGACAAUCACUCCACAUGGAAAGCAGUUAAAGGAUGGGAAGAAGCCAGAACCAUGCAAACCUAUCCUCAAGGUGGAAUUCAAAACGACUAGAUCUGGUGCUGUGGUUGUUCUUCUAGAAAAGGAUUUAGUACUUAUAGACCUUGCACAAAAUGGAUAUCCUAUAUUUGAAAAUCCCUAUCCUUUGAGUAUACAUGAGUCCCCUGUUACAUGUUGCGAAUACUUUGCUGAUUGUCCUGUGGACCUUAUUCCUGCACUUUAUUCAGUCGGAGCUAGACAGAAGCGUCAAGGUUACAGCAAAAAGGAGUGGCCCAUCAAUGGAGGUAAUUGGGGCUUGGGUGCUCAAAGUUACCCAGAAAUAAUUAUUACAGGGCAUGCUGAUGGGUCACUUAAGUUCUGGGAUGCUUCUGCAAUAACUCUACAAGUAUUAUAUAAACUAAAAACAUCAAAAGUAUUCGAAAAGUCAAGAAAUAAAGAUGACAGGCCAAACACAGACAUUGUAGAUGAAGAUCCAUAUGCCAUUCAGAUCAUCUCGUGGUGUCCAGAAAGUAGAAUGCUGUGCAUAGCUGGAGUUUCAGCUCAUGUCAUUAUUUAUCGAUUCAGCAAACAGGAAGUGAUUACAGAAAUCAUUCCGAUGCUUGAAGUUCGAUUGUUAUAUGAGAUAAACGAUGUGGAAUCUCCAGAGGGUGAGCAGCCACCACCUUUGCCAACACCUGUGGGAGGUUCCAAUCCUCAGCCCAUUCCUCCUCAGUCUCAUCCAUCUACCAGUAGCAGUUCAUCUGAUGGGCUUCGUGAUAAUGUACCUUGCUUAAAGGUGGUUUUUGGCAAUUGUAAUGGCAUUGCUAUGGUUGACUACCUCCAGAAAGCCGUGCUGCUCAACCUGGGCACUAUUGAAUUAUAUGGCUCUAAUGAUCCUUAUCGGAGAGAACCCCGAUCUCCUCGUAAAUCUCGACAACCUUCAGGAGCAGGUCUGUGUGAUAUUAGUGAAGGGUCUGUAGUCCCAGAAGAUCGCUGCAAAUCUCCAACUUCUGGUUCUUCAUCACCACACAAUUCAGAUGAUGAACAAAAAAUGAAUAAUUUUAUAGAAAAGGUGAAGACCAAAAGCAGAAAGUUUUCCAAGAUGGUAGCCAGUGACAUAGCAAAGAUGUCAAGGAAGUUAAGCUUGCCUACUGACCUAAAGCCUGAUUUAGGUACUAUAUUGAGGUUAAAAGGUGCAAUCUUGAGAAUGGCAUUUCUGGAUACCACAGGCUGCUUAAUGCCACCUGCACAUGAACCCUGGAGAGAGCACAACGUUCCUGAAGAAAAAGAUGAAAAGGAGAAAUUGAAAAAGCGGCGACCUGUCUCAGUAUCCCCCUCCUCUUCUCAGGAAAUUAGUGAAAACCAGUAUGCAGUGAUAUGUUCUGAAAAGCAAGCAAAAGUAAUUUCACUGCCAACCCAGAACUGUGCUUAUAAGCAAAACAUUACAGAGACCUCAUUUGUGCUCCGUGGAGAUAUUGUAGCAUUGAGCAACAGUAUCUGCCUUGCCUGUUUCUGUGCCAAUGGACACAUUAUGACAUUUAGUUUGCCAAGUUUAAGGCCUCUGUUGGAUGUGUAUUACUUGCCCCUUACCAAUAUGCGGAUAGCCAGAACGUUCUGCUUCACCAACAAUGGACAAGCAUUAUAUCUUGUUUCACCUACAGAAAUCCAGAGACUGACUUAUAGUCAAGAGACCUGUGAAAAUCUUCAGGAAAUGUUGGGUGAACUCUUCACUCCUGUAGAAACACCUGAAGCACCAAACAGGGGAUUCUUUAAAGGCUUAUUUGGAGGUGGGGCACAAUCUCUUGAUAGAGAAGAACUAUUUGGAGAAUCGUCCUCGGGAAAGGCCUCAAGGAGUCUCGCACAGCACAUCCCUGGCCCUGGUGGUAUUGAGGGUGUGAAAGGGGCGGCGUCUGGAGUCGUCGGGGAAUUAGCACGAGCUAGGCUGGCACUAGAUGAAAGAGGGCAGAAACUGGGCGACCUGGAAGAAAGAACUGCAGCUAUGUUAUCAAGUGCAGAUUCAUUUUCUAAACAUGCUCAUGAGAUGAUGCUGAAAUACAAAGAUAAGAAGUGGUACCAGUUCUGACAACUAGAAUCCAUUAAGUUCAACUUCAGCCAGAAGGAAAAAUGUUUUCCUUUUUUAUUACAUUGAUUUAUUUAGGAAAGUUAACAUUAAAGGGAUGUUCAUCGCUGAAUACUGUUCUUUCCUAGCACAAUCAUGCACUGUUUUACCUCAGUCAUGUGGCUUUAACUGAGGAGUGUUCACACACUCAAACUGGAGUAGAUGGUGUGUGCCAGCUGUGAGUUGACAGUCUGGGAACCAAGCAGUCACACGUGACAGAUGAAGAAACAAAGGGGGCUGUUGAAGAGAUAUGGCAGGGACUAACCCUGGAUCGUUCCUGUGUUAAACCUUCAUAUGCCAAAAGAUUGUGUGCCGUUGUAUCUGCCGUCAGUGUUUGACCUGUUUAGGGGAGAGGCAAUGAGUCAGAAGUCCUGAAGCUGAAAUAGUUAUAUUUAUGUCAUUGGACUGGAUCAUAAACAGCUGUCUUGGACUUUCCCUCUCUUAAACUGACUGGUCGUCAGCAUCAUUAGUGAAAACAGAAACAAACUGUUUGUUACCAUAUCUUUAGACAGAUAAGCUGAAUGGUGGGCUUUAAAUAAAAAAAAAAAACAUACACAUAGUUGA